AUGAAUCUCUUUUACUUUUCUGUUAAACGUUUUGACUCUUGCGAUGCAUCAACAUGCAGACAACAUUUAAUAACUUGUCCCAGAUACGAUGGAAAGUUCUUAAAACGAAAAACUGUUGAGUUACUGAGAGAAACACGACUGAAUGAGACAUUGACGAACGUGGUAAUACCAACCUUUGAUGAGAAGAAAAUCCAACCAGUUAUAUUCUCAAGCUACAAGCUGAAGACAGAAAGUUACUUAAAUGCGAAACUCUCAGAUAUAGGUCUUGGCACUUCGGCUGCACCAACUUAUCUUCCAAACCACGUAUUUCAGAAUGAUGGUGUUAAAUUUGAUUUGAUUGAUGGUGCUCUGGCCGCUAACAAUCCAGCUCUGGUUGCUGUGAGUGAAGUGAUACAAAAGAAUGGGCAAAAGGAAAUUUUGUUGCUGUCAUUAGGAACUGGAAUAACCGCAGCUCAGAACAAGUUAGGUGGCAUGUUUGAUGGUGUGUGCCAACUUGGAUGGCUAGCUCACAACAUUGAAGUUAUCAGUGAAGUUGCAUACAGCACAGACAUGACUCAUUACUACCUUGCCACAAUCUUCCCUGGCCUCUUACCUGCCAAAAACUAUCUUCGAAUUGAGGAGUAUAACAUGGAUCCAUCCUUGAACGAAAUGGAUAAUACUGACAAAAAGAACAUGGAUAACCUUGAAAAGGUGGGAAAGGGUCUGUUGACCCAAAAAGUCAAGAGGAUGAAUGUGAAUUCAUUUAAACCAUUUGAACUAGACCAGACAAAUUCUCAAGCUCUUGACAGGUUGGCAGAGAAAGUAUUUGCAGAGAGGCAGUUGCGUCUGAAAAGGAAGUAUAUGGAAAAAGGAGGAAGACCUUUGGUUGAAACUGCUCAAGUUCUUUCUGGUUGAAUAAGAGCAACUUGAGUAUUAUGAAUAAAUGAUAUGUGUUUGAUAUUAUAUUAUGGUGUGUACGUUUGUUGUAAUAUAUGUGUGAUGUGUUGGGAUAAGGUUAAAAUGCUUUGGGGUUGUAUGUAACUUCCAUUUGCAGGAACCAUGGAUCAUGUAAUAAGGUUGAAUGUUCUUGAGUUUUAUGUAA
Messenger RNA from Vigna radiata var. radiata (mung bean), 1081 nucleotides. Its product is annotated as patatin-like protein 1. Lineage: Eukaryota; Viridiplantae; Streptophyta; Magnoliopsida; Fabales; Fabaceae. Bases 1 to 894 code for a protein of 297 amino acids. The record is from RefSeq and is a predicted model, not a curated record. Gene Ontology annotation, molecular function: monoacylglycerol lipase activity; glycerophospholipase activity. The transcript is spliced from 5 exons. Gene Ontology annotation, biological process: lipid metabolic process.